Molecule: messenger RNA, 1437 nt
Organism: Octopus bimaculoides (California two-spot octopus)
Lineage: Eukaryota; Metazoa; Mollusca; Cephalopoda; Octopoda; Octopodidae
Source: RefSeq, a predicted model, not a curated record
AUUAUCAUGUGACUACGGCAGCCAUCUUGGAUCUAGUCGAACUUAUGACAAUUUGACUGCCAGUAUAAAGGGGAGGAAUCCAGUUCCAUCCUAGAGAAAAAUAAGCUUACCGUCUUGCAAAGAUGUAUUUUACGGAAGAACUAGAUUAAACCUAUAGUUUGGCAGUGUUAUUUUUUUGGAAGAUCAUCUUGCUUGUCAGCGAAAACAGAAUUUGCUGUGGCCAUUAGAAUUUGUUGCGUCAGUUACGUUUUGGCAUUAUAAGUUUAGUCUUCAAAAUCCUGACAAAUAAUUUCUUUAAAACAAUGCAACCAUUAUGACAUGCAAUUCUAAAAUGUCACCAAAAUCGGACAGGGAGCGCAUGAAAAAAUACAGACAGAGAAUGGAUGAAGAAAAACAACUUGAAGUUAGAAAGAAAAAUGCUGAACAGCAAAAAAAGUCAAGGGCGAAAUGGAGUUCUGGACGGAAGGAAAAAGAAGCAGAGAAAAGCAAACUUAGAAUGAGAGCCAGCAGAAAAAGAGCUAAACAAAUACAGGGAGUGCUGUCAGAUAUGCCAAAUAACAGUGACACUGAAGAGGCAUUUCGCAAUAAACGAUCACUGUCCAGGGCUGUGCACCAUGUACAGAAAUUGCUGCCUAAAUCUCCCAAAAAGAAAACAGCUGUUGUUAAAGUGAUUAGAACAAAGUCAUGUGGACUUCAUGCAUGCCAGUGGACCCAAUACUACUUUUAAUUGGCCUACCACAAUAGACAGAUGCAGCAUACUGCUUGAAGAUGUACUUGGCAAACUAGGAGCAGACUUUUGUCUUGUGCCUGCUGGGACUAGAAACUACCACAUCAGCCCAGACACUGUCCAUUCUAUCAACAAAACUUUCAGCUGUUACAUUGCAUUAAAACAUUAAGCUUAACAUCCAAUGCAUGUGCAGCACACAUUUUGAAUACAUGGUGUGUGUUUUUACCUUUUGGUCAAUUCCUUGUGUUCCUGAUUGAUUAAAAUAAUGUGGAAUACUAAUUGGUUUCAGUAUUACAUCAGUUAUACAUUUCCAGGUGGACAUGUUGCAUCAGCUACAUAUACCUGUUGUGUCAGUUACAUUUUACCAAAGGCAUUACAACAUGUAUUAAACAAUAGUGUUGGAUAUGAAAGCAUGUAUGACAUCCAUACCACAUCAGGUUUCUUUUGAUAUAAAAAUUGUUUGCACAUGUAAAUUUUCUGCACAGGGUUUAUAGCAUAAGUACCACCAAGUAAGGCGUCAUGUCUUUUUCCGUUGUGAAAAAAUCCCAAAUUUUAUUUAAUUUGCUUUAUAGGAAGGACUGUUUUAAUGAAGUUGUGUCUUGCCCCUACCUUCGAAACAGGGGACAACUAAUGAAGGGAAUGUUCUUUAUGUUGCCUGUUCCGUUUCUCUGUUUGUUUCUUUCGUUGUUAAAAAAAAAGUUCGUUUUCUA